AUGUCGGGCCCCAACGACAAGCGGGAGGAUCCGAAUCGUCAGGAUCCCCGCUGGAAUCAGGACGAGCAGGCUCCCUAUUAUCCCCCGACCUCUUAUCCUCCACCAGACGAACAACAACGUCCCUAUCCGUACCCGCCUCAAUACGCGCCUCCUGCCUACCAGUAUCCAGGAUAUCAGGCGCAGUAUCCAACUUCACAGUAUCCGCCUCCACCCAACAUGGCGGCCAUUCACGGACAAGAUCCCUACCGCCUGCCUCCGCCGCCUGGUGCCUACCGUGGAGAUCCUUAUGCGCCCCCUCCAGCACCUCAAGGCCCGUACCAAGCAGCAGCUCCUCGCCAGCGAACCGCCAUUGCAUGCCGAUACUGUCGGCGUCGGAAGAUUCGUUGCUCGGGAUUCGACACCUCAGCAGAUGGACGGUGCAGCAACUGUGUUCGAUUCAACCAAGAUUGCAUGUUCACCCCAGUCUCGUCGCAAACCCAGGCCUUUGUGCCCGCGCACGCCGCCUACCCUCAUCUACGAAAUGGACCGGCACCCGGUGUAGGGGGACGACAACCUGUCCUGUACGGCGCCCACGGGCAGCCACUGCCACCUCAGCAGCAGCCGCAGGGCCCCGAGACCACCCUUCCGCCGCCCCAAGGGAUGUACUAUCAGAACGGACGACCCCCAUCGAUGGUGCCCCGCCGCCCCUUGCGUCAGCGACACCGCCGAGGCUCGAACGGAGGAUUCGAGUACCCUGAUCCUACCAAUUUGGCACCCGUGACUCCCGCUGGCUCCGCGCCCGGAUACCAAACUCACACCACGCCGAGCCCUUACAACUAUCCCCCUCCACCGGUGCACGAUCGACGCACUUCACCGCAGUCGGCAUAUGCAUAUGAUGCCCGCCACUCGUCCUCGCCGCACGGAUCGCCCUUCCCACCCAUGCAGCCUCACCAGGCACCUGUGACAACUCACUCGGCUGCCCCUCCGAGCAGUGCUCCCCCUCAGUCCAGCGCAACCCCUCAGCCAGGCGGUGUGACCCCACCCCCUACCUCUACACCUGGGGGCUCGCAGCGAGGCGGAUUGAAUGUGCGCGAUAUGCUCAAUCCCGGUGAUUCCCAGGGCCGAUCCAGCACCGACAGCGACAUGCUCAAUGCACUGAACCGCCGCGGCCCGCAAUAG
Penicillium canescens is the source of this 1158-nucleotide messenger RNA. Its product is annotated as Zn(II)2Cys6 transcription factor domain-containing protein. Lineage: Eukaryota; Fungi; Ascomycota; Eurotiomycetes; Eurotiales; Aspergillaceae. The record is from RefSeq and is a predicted model, not a curated record. The transcript has 4 exons. Gene Ontology annotation, molecular function: zinc ion binding; DNA-binding transcription factor activity, RNA polymerase II-specific. The coding region runs from base 1 to 1158 and encodes 385 amino acids. Gene Ontology annotation, cellular component: nucleus. Gene Ontology annotation, biological process: regulation of DNA-templated transcription.